This is a messenger RNA of Vigna unguiculata (cowpea), 441 nucleotides long. RefSeq names its product leghemoglobin 4-like. Gene Ontology annotation, molecular function: heme binding; oxygen binding. Lineage: Eukaryota; Viridiplantae; Streptophyta; Magnoliopsida; Fabales; Fabaceae. The record is from RefSeq and is a predicted model, not a curated record.
AUGGGCGCUUUCACUGAGAAACAAGAGGAAUUGGUUAAUAGCUCAUGGGAGGCAUUCAAGGGAAACCUUCCUCAAAAUAGUGCUACGUUCUUCAAAUUGGUACUGGAGAAGGAACCAGGAGCAAAGGACUUGUUCUCAUUCCUAGGUAAUGGAGUAGAUCCCAGUAAUCCUAAGAUGGCUGCACAUGCUGAAAAGCUUUUUGGAACGGUGCGAGACGCAGCUGUUCAACUUAAAACAAAAGGAGAAGUGGUGGCUGAAGCCAAACUUGGUUCUGUUCAUACCGAAAAAAAAGUCACCGAUCCUCAAUUUGCGGUGAUUAAAGAGGCAGUGCUGAAAACAAUAAAGGAAGCAGUUGGAGACAAAUGGAACCAAGAAAUGAACGAUGCAUGGGAACAAGCCUAUGAUGCCAUGGCAGCAGCAAUUAAGAAGACAAUGACUUAG